Molecule: messenger RNA, 2004 nt
Organism: Hydatigera taeniaeformis
Lineage: Eukaryota; Metazoa; Platyhelminthes; Cestoda; Cyclophyllidea; Taeniidae
Source: the annotation of a GenBank genome assembly
AUGAGUCAGCAGCUUUUGAGUUUGUCCAUUAGUCUAGAUAGGGUUCAAAGCGAUCUUCCCAUCGCUUUAGCAAAGUGUCAAGUUCGCGGUCUUGUCCACAGUGCUACCUGGCUCGCAGAGUUAUUGCUGUCUACCCAACAGAAUUCGCCAAAUUCUUACCCUGUGGCGCAGUUGGAAGGUUCUCCUGGGUCUCUUAUCGCAGCCCAAUACAGUGGCCUUUCUUGUGAAAAUUUUUCCAAGUAUAACCUAGCCAGAUGCUACUUCGACAUUCAAGAGUACGCGAGAUGUGCUCAUCUGCUGGCGUCGAUUCCAAAGCAUAAUUCCCAUCCACUGAUAGAUUUCCUCCAGUUUUAUUCUCGUUACCUGUCGAUCGAAAAGCACAUGACCGACGAUUCAAUUACGAAUAGAGAUACAUCGAACUAUGCAAAAUGUGGGUCUGCAUUACCAUCUGAAAUUUACAGGGAUGACCUUUCUGGGUUGAAAUCAGACAUGGAGCAGCGCUAUUGUGACGUUGAGCAUACGCAUGAGUGCUCUCUUGAUGCAUUUCUGUCGUCUACCGUCGAUGUUUACACCGCGUAUGUGUAUGCUCUUGUCCAAAUACGAUUAGGAUUUCAAUCUGUGGCCUUAAAAACAUUGGUUCAUCUUGUCAAGAAGGAUCCAUUGUUGUGGCCAGCAUGGUCGGAGUUAGUCAACCUCUUUGAAGACCGGGAGAAACUGGAUCGUUUUUUCCCCCCUUCCACUUCGUCCGAUAGCUCCAACUGGAUGCUGGAGUUUUUUCGCGCAAAGGCACUCCUGCACAUUCAGGAAUCAGAGCGUGCGCUUUCAGCACUUACGGCUCUGUCAAAUAAUGGAUUUCACAACAGUCUCAAUCUUCAAGCUGACAUUGCUGACGCUCACGAAAGACUCCGUGAUUUGGAUACUUCUGUUGAAAUUUAUAAGAAGAUAUUUACCAUUGACCCAUAUCGCCUGACGGAUACAGAUAUUUUCUCCAACGUCCUAUUUGUUAGGGGUGAGCAUAAUGAACUCGCCUACUUGGCAAGAAGGUGUGCUGAGAUAGAUAAGUACAAGCCUGAGACAUGCUGUGUUCUGGGCAACUUCUACGGCCUUCGCAGUCAACAUGACAAAGCUGUACUCUACUUUCAGAGGGCCUUGCGAUUACAACCGAGAUAUGCACUGGUCUGGAUCCUUCUUGGUGGGAAUAGUACAAUAGUUUUCAUUGCAGGUCAUGAGUACGUGGAGCUGCAACAUUUGAAGCUAGCGAUAUAUGCCUACAAUCAGGCCAUACUGCAUAAUCGACACGAUCAUCGUGGUUGGUACGGUUUGGGCCAGUUGUAUGAAUUCAUCAAACAGCCAGAACAUGCGUUAUAUUAUUACAAACGUGCUCAAUAUCUCUGUCCAACAGACUCAAGAGUGAUAGUAGCACUUGGGGAUAUGUACGAGAAGCUAGGCAACGUGCAAGCUGCGAAGAAGUGUUUUUGGCGUGCCUACUGUGUUGGCGACAUGGAGGGCUCCGCGCUCGCCGCUCUGGCUCGGUGCUUUGAAAAGUCUGGCGAGUCCUGCGAGGCUGCUGCGGCGCAUACCCAAUUUAUCAGGCAGUGCGAGACUAGAGGGGUAAGCAACGAGGCGGAUUUGGGGCAAGCCUAUCGUUAUCUAGCCAACUACCAUUUCAAGCACGGCCAUCACAACGAUGCGGUGAUUGCUAUAAAUAAGUGUCUUGAUUUCCCCGAGAUACGGGAAGAGGCUAAAGCGUUAUGUCUCCAACUCACGCUUCUCUCUGGUUCUGCGCCCUCUACCAGCGAGUGUCAGGCCUCAGAGAAGCUUGCCAUCAGCCUCGGCAACAGCAAAGCUAACGAAAGGGACACUUUGACAUCUCGACCGCGCCUCAAAGCUCGAAGGCGCCUAAAACAGAGUGACUUCACAUCCAAUACCGGCGAUGUAUCUGCGGGGAGCACUGAUUUUGCAGAUGCCUCCACCAACCAAACCGAUGAUGCCGACUUUGACUGA